UGUAUUUUUUCUUGCUGUGCUUUUUCAUAUUACCUCAUUCCAUCCACCAUCGCCCCUUUCCCUCCACCCUUUUCUCAUCUCUUCAUCCUCUUCACCUCCACCUUCUGUAACAUCCUCUCCCCACCAUCCCUUCCCUUUCGCUCCAGCUCUUCCUUUUCUUUCUUUAUUUCUAUUUCUAUUUUUAUUUGUGUGUGCGUCCCAUCAGCCUCCUCCACAGCACCGGGAUCAAUGUCCUCCGAGUCGCCCAUCACACAAGUCUCACCAGAGCCGUUCUCAUCGCCCAUCACCCAGGUCCAGCCCGCACCGGCGCCCUCACCCUCACAGUACUAUACUCCAAGCUCACAACAGCAUAGGUACCCUACCAAACUCGUCCUCGAGGUUCGAGGGGUCCGAUUCGAGAUUGAACGCGAGACCCUUAUCAGUCUGCCUGAAAGUAUCCUCAUCGUCAUGUUCCCGAGCGGCCUUAUCCUCCGUCCACAACCGUCGUAUUCAGGAUCAGGGACCAAGGGGCUCAGAGGAACAUCUUCUACCAACACCGCCAAUGCCGCUGCAACUACUACUACUACUACUACUACUACCGCUACUACUGCUACUGCUACUGCUACUACGACAACGGCGACGACGACGACGACAGCUAGCACAGGAGCUGAAGGAUCUGGAGCCGGAGUCGGUGCUAGAGGUGUCACAGGCGCGGGAUUGACAGUACCGGGCGGAGGACAUGGACAUCAACCAUCGGAGAGCACCUAUACAGACUACAGUGAUUACAGCGAUUACAGCUACGAGGAUGAUGAUGAAGACGACGAGGACUAUCGGGACGAUGAUGAUGAUGAGGAUGAUGAAGACGAUGACGAAGACGAGGAAGUGGUGGAACAAGUGAUCCAGGUUGACUUUGAUCCGGUUUGUCUGCAGUACAUCCUCGAAUUUUAUCGCGAAGCUCAGAGAGUGAGCGAGACACAACGGAGAUUGCGGUUGCAGGAGCAGCAGCGGAUGUUGAUGAUCCAGCGACAGCGGUUACAGCAGCAGGUCCAGCAACGCCAACAACAACAACAACAACAACAACAGCAGCAGCAGCAAGCUGCCUUGAACGACGCCAAUGGAUCAACAGGGACGACGACUGUGACGCCACCAAUUGCGCCAACAGCAUCGAGCGUACCGGGGCCUACGCUCACGGCCGAGUCACCGACACCACGGCCAAUACCCUUGAGCUCGAUCCAGCCUCAGAACCCAUUGUUGAAUAAGCAGGCAAUUAUCGUCUUGAGAGAAGAGCUCGAUUACUUUGCGAUUCCACCUUCAUCCAGAGGAAGCAUCAAGAGCAAAGAUAUCCCUGCUACCAGUGCGGGCACACCCAUACCGACAUUAUCUGCAAUAGCCAGUACCACAGCAUCUGGACGCGAGAUCAAGAGAGAUUCCGCUAUCAUGGGCAUCGCUCCAUCAUCCUCGACUACAACCACGGUGACUUCUGCUACAGCAAUAACAACCACGUCCACGGCUACCGCAACCGCCGGUGCUGCUGCAUGUAAUAACGAUACAACACCAGGUCAAUCUAAACCGCUGCCGACGCCACCAACACCACCGCUGAUGAUCAAGACGCAGUGCGGACGAAUUCUUGAGAGGGACCGUAAGAUCUUCACGGCCUUGCAACGCAAUAUCGACAAGGAAAAGAACCAGGCGGAACAACAUCUGAUGGACAUGCUGUGUGUAUCAGGGUUUGAGCGAGACGGCGAGUGGGGGUACCGGAAGCUGGAGUCGAAGAGGACGACGGUGGUCAGCGUUGCGAUGGUGAUGCUUCGGACGAGCGCUGCGGGUGUCUCUGCCACUCCUGCAUCGCCUCUGGGCUCUGCCCGUGCGGCGAAUGCAAGCUCGGGAGAUCCAGCAGCAGUAUCCACCGCUAUGAGGAAUACGAAUGCGGACACGAGUACGAACACAAAUACGACGGCUACAUCAGCGUCGACAUCGACAUCAAUAGAUGCAAAAGGAGCUCAGGAUACCAACGCCGCGGCAGCGAGUUCACAAGAGAAUCUAUUGGCGCCCCCGCAGAAUGAGGACAGCGCUCGGGAUGCAAGUCAGCAAAGCGCCACUGCGACAUCGACACCAACGCUAGCAGGACGGAGUCUUCAAGAGCAGAACCAGAUCCAGAUGGCCAUUGCUCAAAAGCUGCUGUUGUUCUGGCGGAAACCAGCGAGAAAAUGCUGGUGGGACGGUAUUGAAGUCGAGAUUGACCAGAACGUGCAGGACCAGGGCACUGAAGGAUCUGUCAAGGUUCCCGUCCGGCUCUGGGCACGGCGCACUUGGACCCUAGAACUUGUGCUCGUUUAAAGCAACGGCUACGAACACGGAUAUACAGGACAACGAGGGAGAGACCGGAAAGGUAGAUUCUCAGAGUCGUCCUUCCCCCAUAUUUGUUCAUGUACCAUACCAUACUUUGUAUCUUACAUAAACCUAAUAAAAAAAAAUACAUAUACCAGGGACAGAUAGCCGUGGUACCAGAAGAAUCACUGCUGAUAUCCUUCAGUA
Molecule: messenger RNA, 2514 nt
Organism: Gamsiella multidivaricata
Lineage: Eukaryota; Fungi; Mortierellomycota; Mortierellomycetes; Mortierellales; Mortierellaceae
Exons: 3
Coding region: 229-2316 (695 amino acids)
Biological process (GO): regulation of transcription by RNA polymerase II
Cellular component (GO): SAGA complex
Molecular function (GO): transcription coregulator activity
Source: RefSeq, a predicted model, not a curated record